This is a messenger RNA of Salvelinus sp. IW2-2015, 2907 nucleotides long. Lineage: Eukaryota; Metazoa; Chordata; Actinopteri; Salmoniformes; Salmonidae. The record is from RefSeq and is a predicted model, not a curated record.
GCCACUGUGCUUCUACAUCUGCAUUGCUUGCUGUUAGGUUUUAAGCUGGGUUUCUGUAUAAGCACUUUGUGWCAUCUGCUGAUUUAAAAYMGGCUUUAUAAAUACAUUUGAUUGAUUGAUUAAUGACUGCACUCCUSUAGUCAGUUGAAKUAAAGGACUACAUUUCUUUCAAAGACUCAAGGUCCCAAGAUCAAUACAGGGAGAAGCCAUAACUGUACAUCAAUGGAAACAUGUUGUUGUACAAAACAGUCCAGUAAUGAUGGGAUCCUCAGUGUAAUGCUAGAAACAAACKGUUCAUGUGUAAUCUGACUGUCUGUUUGUCAAUAUGAGCCAUCAGGCCAGAGGAAACCCCAGUGAAAGCAUUGAUCCUAUAGCUAGUAAUAGAACCACUUAGCUGCAGAAUGCCUGGGAUCAUGCUAAAAGGGCCUGUCUGGGACUAAAAGGUUAGUCAACACUGACAUAUUGUUACACCAAUACACCAAGAUUUCAGCUAGAAGAAUACAUGUGUUCGCCUUUUCCAGACCAACUCUCUCUCUCUCUCUGUCUCCCCCCCUCCCUCAGUUUGAGAUCAGACAGCUCCGGGCCCACCUGGCCCAGCAGGACUUGGACCUGGCUGCGGAGCAGGAGGCUGCUAUGCAGAUCCACCAUGUGUGGGGCAAACAGAGGAGCAGCUACCAGGUGGUGGAGGGCCAGGGCCCUGGGGAGUCUGACGAUGAGGGACAUGGAGUCCUCAGGGAGACCCCAGCAGACCCUGUUGUCCAUCAUGACGACAUGAACAACUAUAUCAGCCAGUACUACAGUGAACCAAGUAGUGGUGAGUGACUUAGUGGAUCUUGGGUAAAGUYCAUAGCUGGUAAUGUAUAUGGGGCAACUCUGCUGUAUACCUACUGUAUCUUCCCCAGUCUGAUGUACUGGAUGAUGUGUCAUUUCAGACAUYGGGGGUCCUCGUGUCAUCACCACGGCAGCCAUCGARGUCCACCUCCCUAAGACCCAUUACCCCGCCCACAACAACCCUCUGCUGGGRGUGGAGCAAAUGAGRAGRGCUGUGAGUGACACRUCCACCAGRGUAUCACMGUCCAGCGGCAGUCUGACGGCCCGCCCCCAUAGCCUGAGCAGCCACACCCUGCGCUCGUCUACUACGGACUGCAGCAGCAGCACCACGGCCAGGGACUACCACACCCAGGCUAGGAACUACAAUMCCCAUACCAAGGCCCGGGGGCCUUAUCUGGACUACAAGUCCCAGAWGCAGACCCAGGACAGGGACUUUAACACCGAGCACRACAACACCCAGGGCCAGCGCUGCUUCCCCCUGCCCUACUGCAGCCCUCUGGGCCUGGGUCUGACCUCAGCCCAGCCUCCCCUUCCACGGGACCCCAGCGUGGUAGUCCAGGAGCUGCUCUCGUCCCUGUCUGAGGACUCCUGRCUGGCCCAGAAAGGCCUGGUGGACCCAGUUAACCUGAAGCUUCCCAGCCCUGCCGGCUCAGCCAAGGCCAGCCCAGAGCUGGAGCACAGAAUCAACAUCUACAACUGGAAGAAUCAGGAGGAGAACCAGUACCAGAGCCGGGGCCACAAACAGGGCAGAGCCGCAGCCACUGUGCUCCUACAGACUAAGCCUCUCAUCCACCUGCAGGGCGGCGCUCCUGAGUCCUCUUUGGAGGAGAAGUAUAGGCUACUGGGRCCUGCUGAUGGUCCACUGGGCCYUSUGCCUGAUACAUAGGGUUGAUUCACACUACUGAGCUGAGCCAAGCCGAACCGAGCUGCAUUGUGCUGGCCUGGUUAUGCAUCCACCAUAGUUGUUUGAACCGUGCUGGAAAGGACAUGUGAAAAGAAUAUGUCAGAGCCAGCACUGGUUGGCUCGGGUCGGCACAACAGUGUGAAAAGGGCAAUAGUCCAUCCCAGAGGACAGAGCAUACAGCUCAAGACAGAACUGACUGACCUGGCUUCUCCAAAUCCUCAUGCUUCAAACAAAGUCAGAGCCUGGUCCAAGAUCAAACCUGGKGUUACAAAGACCAUCUGUUAGCAAGACAGCACAAACAGAUCUGGGACUAGGCUACCGCUCUCAUGUUAGUCUUCCCUUCUCUGUGGGGCUCCAGACAGAGACAGACAGACAGACACAGCCCUCCUCGACCUCAAUCUUGGGGUGACUUUGAAUAAUGCCCKAUUUGCACAACAAUGACCCAAUGAGGACAGAGGAGACACGUGUGGGCCUAGAAAGAACCAUCAUCAGGAAAUCCCACUUUAAAUGGGGCCCCAAAUGUGAAACAAAACAGUUUGAAAUAAAACCAGCAAUGGGCCAUAUUCAAGCCUUUACAGAACACGCCUAUUCAAGUGUUCCUAUGUUAACUACAAGACAGAUUUGACAUGAGAUUUCUCUAAGUUGGGUGGGAGUGGGAGGCUUUCUUUUUAUUUGUAUUGGCUACUGUAACUGUGCAGUUCUCUCUGCUCUAACAACCAAGCCACAGGGUGCUUUCUCUGUACAAACUGUCUGUGCCAAAUAAACAGACAAUUUCUUACUAUACUUUUGUCUUUCUAUAACAGAGAUAAAGAGGUUUGUAUUGAAGUAGAGGAACAUCAACCAUAUCAAGCCUGACAUUUUCUAGCCAGAUACAAGAACAGGCAAUUGAAUAAAUGAUGGAGGAAUUAAAAGUAUGAGGAUAGGUAGUGAAUGGCCCUAAAGGAUCCCAAGAGGUACAGUAUAGGAAAAGUAUGUGAAUCUGAUUAUGAGCAGUGAUAGAGGAUUGAUGUUUUAGAUUGGAGUGCUGGUAGCAUYAACCUUUCUUUAAAAGAUCUACAGCCUGAACAAGCCAAUCCUGUGCACUUUAAUCUUUACAGAUGUUUUGUAAACUUAAUGAGGGUGAACUCAUUGCCAAAUUGCAGGUGGUGCCAUUCAAAUAAUAAAUCAACCUU